UGGGCAAAGAUGAACGGAACCGAGGGACACAACUUCUAUGUUCCCAUGUCCAACAGAACAGGGCUAGUGAGGAGUCCUUUUGAAUAUCCUCAGUACUAUUUAGCUGAGCCAUGGCAGUUUAAAGUGCUUGCUCUCUACAUGUUCUUCCUCAUCUGUUUUGGUCUACCCAUCAAUGGCCUUACAUUGGUGGUGACAGCUCAACACAAAAAGCUAAGGCAACCUCUCAACUUCAUUUUGGUCAACCUGGCUGUGGCUGGCACCAUCAUGGUUUGUUUUGGAUUCACUGUCACUUUCUACACUGCAAUUCAAGGCUACUUUGCUCUCGGUCCAACUGGCUGCACUACUGAGGGAUUCAUGGCCACACUUGGAGGUCAAAUUUCCCUUUGGUCACUAGUGGUGCUGGCCGUUGAGAGAUACAUUGUGGUCUGUAAGCCAAUAGGUAGUUUCAAAUUCUCCACCAACCAUGCUUUAGCAGGAAUUGCAUUUACGUGGAUAAUGGCAUUGGCAUGUGCAGUCCCCCCUCUCUUUGGCUGGUCUAGAUAUAUUCCUGAGGGAAUGCAGUGCUCAUGUGGACCUGACUACUACACCCUGAAUCCUAAGUACAACAAUGAAUCAUAUGUCAUGUACAUGUUUUGCUGCCACUUUAUAUUUCCAGUCUCCACAAUCUUCUUCACCUAUGGGAGACUUGUUUGCACAGUCAAGGCGGCUGCAGCUCAACAGCAGGACUCAGCAUCCACCCAGAAGGCAGAGAAGGAAGUGACAAGAAUGGUUAUCCUGAUGGUUUUGGGUUUCUUGGUAGCCUGGACCCCCUAUGCUGGUGUUGCAGCCUGGAUUUUCUUAAAUAAAGGAGCUGCUUUCAGUGCCCAGUUCAUGGCUGUUCCUGCAUUUUUCUCAAAGAGCUCCUCAAUAUUUAACCCCAUCAUCUAUGUGCUGCUAAACAAACAGUUCCGGAACUGCAUGAUGACCACUCUUUUCUGUGGGAAGAACCCUCUUGGAGAUGAGGAGUCCUCAACAGUGUCCACCAGCAAGACAGAGGUGUCCUCAGUUUCUCCAGCAUAG
Messenger RNA from Myxocyprinus asiaticus (Chinese sucker), 1059 nucleotides. RefSeq names its product green-sensitive opsin-3-like. The transcript is spliced from 5 exons. Lineage: Eukaryota; Metazoa; Chordata; Actinopteri; Cypriniformes; Catostomidae. Gene Ontology annotation, cellular component: photoreceptor outer segment; membrane. Bases 10 to 1059 code for a protein of 349 amino acids. The record is from RefSeq and is a predicted model, not a curated record. Gene Ontology annotation, molecular function: G protein-coupled receptor activity. Gene Ontology annotation, biological process: G protein-coupled receptor signaling pathway; visual perception; phototransduction.